Messenger RNA from Aegilops tauschii subsp. strangulata, 1639 nucleotides. RefSeq lists its product as uncharacterized. Lineage: Eukaryota; Viridiplantae; Streptophyta; Magnoliopsida; Poales; Poaceae. The record is from RefSeq and is a predicted model, not a curated record.
UCGAAACUGCCAGGACGCCCGACCGUACGUCGGCGCCAUGGACGCCGGGACAGCAGCCGCGACGGAAUUGAGGAGAGCUUUUCUUAGGCUGGAUUGGCGUUCCAAUUUGGUUCCCCCUCUUCUUGGAUUGCAAUAUGGUUGGGCGCACUUCGGCGCACACGAGUCGCUCGAUGAAAUGCGGCGGCACUCGCACUCCGUCGAAGACGCCGGCCCGCUCCGCCUGGCUUCGGGCUUCUGGAACAACCAGCGUAACCGCCAGUUGCAUACCCCUAUAAAGUGACCGCCGGCUUCGUCGGCCCUGCCGCCUCCUCUCACCUUCACCCUCCAGCCUCCCACCUCCAGCCUCCUCCCACCUCCGUGCCCCCUCCAUCCUCCUCCCACCUCCACCCUCCACCCUCCUCCGCGCCUGCCGCCAUGGAAGCGGCACGCGUCUUCCUCCCCCUUCCACGCCGCCCACCGGUACUCUUGCCGCUUCCUCCACGCGCCCCGCUCCUUCUUGCCGCCAGGCUCCCGCCGCGCGCCAUGUCGGACCAGGAGCACGAGGAGGUGGUCAGGUGGCUGGCGAGGGUCUACGGCUGGCUCAAGAAGGGGAAGAAGCUGGCGAAGGGCAUGACUCGCCUCACGGCCAGCUCUCCGUCGAGAAUGAAGAAACGCCUGCUCGCGUGCCCCGCCCCGUCCUUCCCCGACCUGCGCGACUUGAUCGAGCGGCUGGCUCGGAGGGCCGACGCCGUCACGCUGGCGGCACUACUCGGGGCGGCGCUGCUGCUGUACAUUAUCACGAGGUCGGGCGCCGACGCCGACGAGGAGGAGGAGGAGGGGAUCGUCCUCACCGCGCGCCUUCCGCCAUCGGCACGGCGGCACCUGGUCCUCAUGACCCUGCCCUUGGUGCCCCGCGGACCCGGAGCACGGCGACCUCCGUGGGCGUGGAGCCUGUGCUUCCACGGGCACGCUGCCGCCGCAGUACACCCGCAGGUACGUAUGUGGGAUUCUUGCGGUUGCGGAUUCUUGCCCUAUUGCUUGAGAUUCUUGCUCUUGAUUCUUUUUUCGUGGCAGCGUCUCAUCUUCCCAGGGUGUCAUGACCGCACCGAGCAGCGCCGCUUCUUGGCAGGGAGCCAUGGCGGCACCCAGCAGCGCCCCAUCUUCGCAGGGAGCCAUGGCGGCACCCUGCAGCGCCUCAUCUUGGCAGGGAGCCUUGGCCGCACCGCACCCAGCAGCGCCUAUGCUCACCUCCUCCAUUCCCCCACCGACAACGCGGCAGCCUAGAGAAGCUGCGACGCCAGGAUACGGAUGAUGCAGGCGACAGGAAGUUCAUAAUCUCAGAAGUUUCGCCGCCUCCGACGCAACGACAACAAAAAUGAACACCUACUUUUGCCUAUAGAUAGAUUGACAUAUAUGGAUACAUAGAUGCAGGUUCAGAAUACAGGACAAGCAGAUCCCUCGCCCGUUUUUGGCUUUGCCGCUCGUCGAAGUAGACUUGUUUCAAUUCUAGUUCAGAAUAUAGAUAGAUGCAGGUUUCUGCUGUAAACUUGAUUCACAACUAUGCUACAGGAGAGGAGACACGAGAACAGUGGCGUCUGAACCCGGAACAAUGUUAACUGCGCCUCGAAUUCUUUGGUUUUCAGUUGCGCAUUAUGAGUAA